Messenger RNA from Fusarium keratoplasticum, 1473 nucleotides. Its product is annotated as Dolichyl-diphosphooligosaccharide--protein glycosyltransferase subunit 1. Gene Ontology annotation, cellular component: membrane; oligosaccharyltransferase complex. The record is from RefSeq and is a predicted model, not a curated record. The transcript has 3 exons. Bases 1 to 1473 code for a protein of 490 amino acids. NCBI's taxonomy places the organism in Eukaryota, Fungi, Ascomycota, Sordariomycetes, Hypocreales, Nectriaceae.
AUGAAGCCGUCCGCGAUUGCUACGGCGCUCCUGAGCUUCGUCUCUACUGCCCUCGCGAGCGCAACCACCGAGACCUCCAAGGUCAUCCUCCCCGCCGACUUUAAGCCUCCCCAGGUCUUCAAGAACGCCAACCUGGUGCAUGUCAUCUCACUCGAGAAGAACUAUGUCAAGGAGCAGAUCAACGUCCUCAUCGAGAACGUCGCAUCCGAGCCCCAGACCGACUACUAUGUGCCAUUCACUGCCGACCAGCUGUCCCGUGUAGGUGGCUUCGAGGUCAAGGAUCGCAAGGACGCAAGCGCUGGACCGUUUGUGGCCGAGGUUGUCGAAUACGAUGCCCUCAGUGAUGUCCAGUACUACCGCAUCCAAUUGCCCACUCCCCUCAAGGCCGGUGCUCAGCAGACCCUCGGCAUCACCUUCUACUACCUGAAGGCUUAUGCUCCUCUUCCUGCCUCUAUUCCCCAGGACGAGAGCCAGUUCCUCACCUACGACUUUUCCGUCUACGCCCCGUCGUCCUAUCCCACCCUCAAGCAGAAGACCGAGAUCAAGGCUAUUUCGUCCUCGAUCCCCGAUUAUACAAAGCUCCCUGGAAGCGGCAAUGUCAAGGAGUUCCCCACCAAGCAGGGUAACAAGCUCACAUACGGCCCCUUCGAUGAGAAGCCUGCGGGCGCCAUCUCCCCAGCUCAGGUUCGAUUCGAGUUCACCAAGCCCGUCACCCACGUUGCCGAGCUCAACCGUGACAUCGAGGUCAGCCACUGGGGCGGCAACAUUGCCUUUGAGGAGAAGUACGAUCUGUACCACCGAGGUGCCAACCUCUCGACCCUCUUCAACCGAGUCAAGUGGGCGCAGUCGCAGUUCUACAACCCCACCACCCAUGCUCUCAAGGAGCUCCGAGUUCCUCUCCAGAUUGGCAGCGUCGAUGCCUACUUUGUCGACGUCAUUGGCAACGUCUCGACCUCUCGCUUCCGUAGCAACAAGCGAGAGUCUCUGCUCGAGCUGAAGCCCCGAUACCCCCUGUUUGGUGGUUGGAAGUACCCCUUCACCAUUGGAUGGAACUCUGAUGCUGCCAACUUUUUGCGCCGAACUGCCACUGGAGGCUACGUUCUCAAGGUCCCCUUCUUGGAGGGCCCUAAGCAGGCCGAGGGCAUCGAGUAUGAGCACAUCAACGUCAAGGUCCUCCUCCCCGAGGGCGCCGAGAAUGUCAAGUUCUACACCAACGUUCCCGAGUCGGCCAUUACCUCGACCUCGAUCGACCUCACCCGAACCUACCUUGACACCAUUGGCCGAACGACCGUGACCAUCAAGGCGAGAAACCUUGUGGAUGAGUUCCGGGACCGACAGCUCAUCAUCUCGUAUGAUGCGCCUCUUGUGAGCGCUCUGCGAAAGCCCGCUGUCAUCUUUGUCAGCGUGCUGGCAGUUUACAUCACGACCUGGGCGCUUGGCAAGGUGCAGACGGGAUUCAAGCCCAGGAAAUAA